AUGCUUAACAUUCAGCUUCCAGAGCAUCCGACCCUUAAAAGUGACAGUGGUUCUCCCUCGUCGCCUUCACAUGCUCCACAAACGGAUGAAGAUCGAAAUUUAGCUGCGUUCCUCGAGAUUGGAUCACCUUACGGGUUUAAACACGACAUGCACAUCCAUUACAAUUUCCAGGAAGCUAGAUUCGAGGGUAUCCCCGAUAAUUUUGCAGACUUUUUAGUUAAUCGAACGUCGGAGCGGAAUCGUGCAGAUACUUCGAUCUGUGCAUUAGAUACCGCUGUAUCUCUAGAUUCCAAGACUAUAUAUGUCGCCAAACGGACACGUACGAGCUCAGCUUUUUCGGGAAGUUUCAGCUUGUCCAGCAUGAUUGGAAAUCUAGACCCCGUCAGUACCCUCGAUCCUUUGCGGAUACUGAACCAGCAUUUUAAGCUGCCAUUCCGACAGGUUCCACGCAUUGUCGUCCCGGGUUACGACGAGCGAAUACCAGCCGUACUAGUCAUGCUGCAGCAACACUUUGUAGCGAAACAGGGCUAUCUGACCCCUCAUAUAUUUCGCGAAUCACCCAGUAAGGCUGAACGCGACCAAGCCAUGAUCGACAUCAACUGCGGCGCCUUUCGAGGGGCCAAGCACGACGUUCGAGUAUUGGCUGAUUUGAUUAAGCUUUGGUUCCGGGAACUUCCGCUGCCUGUUCUGCACGAAAUUCCUGCAGGUGAGAUGGAACGUCUUGCGUCGGCUGAAAACGUCUACUUGGAAGUACUGAGUCUUUUGGGAAGAUCGGAGCGCAGCAUUGUACUCUGGCUAGCUGAUUUGCUGUCCUACGUGGCCGAGUACCAACCACAUAACCACAUGGGCGUGGACCAGCUCGCCGUCGUCAUUGCGCCAAAUCUUGUUCGACUCGAGACUGAGAACCCAAUGGUGGCCGUUGCCGUCUCUAAAGCCGUCGUUGAGCUUUUCCGAGGAGUACUACGAACACGAUUUCAGCGCUGUCAAGAGUUGAAAACCUCUGGACCUGUCAAGAAUAACGACCAAGACGAAUUGGUUCAAGGGUAG
Peronospora farinosa is the source of this 1047-nucleotide messenger RNA. The record is from the annotation of a GenBank genome assembly. NCBI's taxonomy places the organism in Eukaryota, Oomycota, Peronosporomycetes, Peronosporales, Peronosporaceae.